AUAAUUUGAUCUUAAUAUAUCGCACGUCCCUAGUAAUAUUUCAAUUCUUGUGUUUUAAAAAUACUUAAUGUCAAAGCAGAAGUUUUCAAAUUAUUAAAAGGAUAAAUUAUUAGUAAUAUACAUGGAUCUUUUUCGAAAAGUAUUUGGGAUGGAUCGUAAUGAGGAUCAUAAUCAAUUUAGAAAAGACCCUCGAGUGAGUGAUUAUGAUAGUAAUGAUUUUUAUUCUGAGGACCCUUUUAGCAGAAGAAGCUUUGAUGUGCUCUCGGAUCCCAUACAAAUGCACAGAUAUUUUGAGCAACAGUUGAGUGAUGUCCUGAAAAUAUUUGGCUUAUAUAGAAAUAGUGAAUUUUCAAUUGGAAUUCCAAAUUCACCUCUAGAUGAUUGGUCACAAACACCUCCAAGUGGACCCAGUGAAAAUCCUGAAAAUUUACGUGAUCAGUUUCUAAAACCAGGUUAUGAGAAACCAGUAAAAAAUUAUUCUGAUAUGGUUGAUAGAGAUUUGGACGAAAGUGUGAAAAAUGGAAAUGUAAGUAAAGUAUUGGAGGGAAAAUUUGGCAAUGAAGUUAUGCCUUAUGAGAAGCAGAAACCUAAAAGCUUCUUCUUUGGAACUAGUCAAUCCAUAAGGACCAUACAAAAUCCUGAUGGGUCUAUAGAGACUCAUAGAACCACUAGAGAUAAUGAAGGCAAUGAAGAAACUACAGUAUGUCAUAAAAUUGGAAACAAAGAAUACUGUGUAAUAAAAAAAAAGAAUAAAUAUGGCAAAGAGGAAGUAUCAGAAAAUUUUGUUAAUAUAGAUGAAAAAGAAAAAGACAUAUUUACCAAACCUAAAAAUAAUCAGCCCAGUGGACAUCCAUACAGUACUUCUGAUUUCUGGAGCAAGUUCUUCUAGUUUGAAAUAAAUGACCAACAGUGGGACAGCAGUUUAUACAGAUUAUUGCAAAUUAUGUUACUUUUAUUAAACAGUAGCAGAAUAAUUUAUUUUUUGCUAUUUGUUAAUAGAAUUUCUUGAAAUAUAUUUUAUUUAAAAAAAAA
This is a messenger RNA of Diorhabda sublineata, 1032 nucleotides long. RefSeq lists its product as uncharacterized. Gene Ontology annotation, biological process: negative regulation of apoptotic process; regulation of actin filament polymerization. The record is from RefSeq and is a predicted model, not a curated record. The coding region runs from base 122 to 889 and encodes 255 amino acids. Lineage: Eukaryota; Metazoa; Arthropoda; Insecta; Coleoptera; Chrysomelidae. The transcript is spliced from 5 exons. Gene Ontology annotation, cellular component: apical plasma membrane; sarcoplasmic reticulum; actin cytoskeleton.